Messenger RNA from Ceratitis capitata (Mediterranean fruit fly), 1738 nucleotides. It is a transcript of the gene Cpr49Ae, whose product is annotated as endocuticle structural glycoprotein ABD-4. Gene Ontology annotation, molecular function: structural constituent of chitin-based larval cuticle. Gene Ontology annotation, cellular component: chitin-based extracellular matrix. The record is from RefSeq and is a predicted model, not a curated record. The coding region runs from base 173 to 577 and encodes 134 amino acids. The transcript has 3 exons. NCBI's taxonomy places the organism in Eukaryota, Metazoa, Arthropoda, Insecta, Diptera, Tephritidae.
AGCUAUGAGAUCAUUAACAAAGCAUUUGUGCAAUUAACCACAACCCAAAAAGUAGGGUUCUUGCACCGUUAGACAACCAGUUGCCAGUUACAAGCAAAUAGCCAAGGCCGAAGGAUAUACAUACAACAUACACACAGUGUUCAAGUGUUGAGUAAAAACUUGUGAAAAAAAAAUGAAAAUUCAAAUUGCUCUAGUUUUGAUCGCCUGCACUGUGUCCGCAGUAUUUGCCGCACCACAAGCACAGGGUGAACCGAUUGCAAUUAUUAGUCAAGAAUCGAAUAUUGAACCAGAUGGUUCAUACAAUUACAACUAUGAGACCGCCAAUGGCAUUAAAGGAGAAGAGACGGGCACCCUUAAGAAGGCCACCUCACCGGACACCAGCGAUGUUAUCAUUGCGCGUGGCUCAGUCAGCUACACUUCACCGGAAGGCAAUUUGAUUACCUUGAACUAUGCUGCCGAUGAUGAGAAUGGCUUCCAGCCACAAGGCGAACAUCUACCCACACCACCACCAAUCCCACCAGCAAUCCAAAAGGCACUCGACUACUUGCUCAGUCUGCCCCCAGCGAAACGUCGUUAAGCAAAACUUAGCUCAUACACUAAAGUAAUAUGAAAAGGCAAAACUUUUAUGAAAAUGUUUUCAUUUUUUUCUAAAUUCUUCCCUGCCAAGUGAAACCUUCAAAAUGAUUGCUGUACUAUACUUAACAAAAUCCCAUUUACUUACAUACAUAUAUAACUACUUAGCGUACCUAUUACAUAUGGACGAAUGUGGACACGUUGCUCAUACGCAUUAAAAACGAAAUAUAUCAAACACACACAUACACAUACUAGGGCACUAAAUGAAUACACAUAGAAAAAGCAAUUAUUGAGUUGAAGCAUUGUGUAGUGAGAUGAAAUGUAAAUGUAUGUACGUAUGGAAAGUAAUGAGCGAAAAUAAUACAAAAAAAAUACUAAGUACACUGACUGAAUGAACCGUUAGUUAUAAUAAGCGAAAAAUGUAUAAUAUUUUAAAAAUACAAACAAAAAAAGAAAUAUAUAUAAUAUUAAUACCAUACUAGUUGUCAACUGGCAUUAGCUCACUACACCUACACUACUCUUAGCAAAUAUUUUGUAGCCUCUCGCUCUCACUCUACACCUUCUGUUUCAACCACCUCAAUUGUUUGUGUGCACGACAACUUCAACUCUCUCAUUCUGCUUGCCUACAAUGAUACUCAGCAUUUAACUGCACCCUGAGCGGAAAUUUAAAUAUUAUAAAAUACUUCUGAAGCGAAAUACAAGAUAUCACCGCUUGAAUUCUUCACUUGCACUUUCACUGCACAAGCUCUUCUUUGACGCAGAACUGUUUUCAAACUUGUGGACUUUCCAACUUGUUGAACACUCUCGACUCCUACUCUCUCCCUAUCUCUUUUAUACUUUUGUUUGUAGUCGCCGGAACCUUAUUGCUUCGGACCCUUGUGAUAUCGUUGCUUUUUAAAAAUGAGAUAAAAAUUCAAUGAAAUGCAUUUUUUGCUAAUAAAAAAACACUAUAAAUAUUUUGUUCAAGAAAGUUACAGAAGUUUUAGUAAAACACUAGAAAUGAUGUUGUUGUAUCAUAUGUUAAGCACUACAUAAUAUGAACGAUUAUUUCCAUACGUUUCUCAUAAAUGUAUAUAAUAUAAAAUUUUAUACACAAAUGUUAUAAAUGUCUUCGUGUAAAGAAUUAAGAAAUGCAAGCUGAGAAUUAAAGAUUCUUAAAAAAAUU